UCCGUUGUAGUCUAGUUGGUUAGGAUAUUCGGCUCUCACCCGAAAGACCCGGGUUCGAUUCCCGGCAACGGAAGUUUUUUUAUUUUUUCACUAUAUUUCAAUUUUGCUCAUUUCUGUAAGGGUAUUACUGUCAUUUCAACCACCUGCAACUACAAAACCCUAGUUCAUCAAUUAUAAAAUAAUUCUCAGGGGUCUCAGACUUCUUUAGCCGUAUUAAACUGCCUCACUCCGUCUCUGCGUCGAAGAUCUCCUGCUAAUUGCGUCAAUGGCUUCGGAGAAAAAGCUUUCAAAUCCUAUGCGCGAGAUCAAGGUGCAGAAGCUUGUACUCAACAUCUCCGUUGGCGAAAGCGGCGAUCGUUUGACUCGUGCGGCCAAGGUGCUUGAGCAACUCAGCGGCCAGGCCCCUGUAUUCUCUAAGGCUAGGUAUACCGUUAGAUCUUUCGGGAUCAGGAGAAAUGAAAAGAUUGCUUGUUAUGUGACCGUCAGAGGAGACAAGGCUAUGCAGUUGCUUGAGAGCGGGCUGAAGGUGAAGGAAUAUGAGCUUUUGAGAAGGAACUUCAGUGACACCGGUUGCUUCGGAUUCGGUAUCCAGGAGCACAUUGAUCUUGGCAUCAAGUAUGACCCAUCGACUGGUAUCUAUGGGAUGGAUUUCUAUGUUGUUCUCGAGCGCCCAGGUUACCGUGUGGGUCGUCGCCGAAGAUGCAAGUCACGAGUUGGAAUUCAGCAUAGGGUGACAAAGGAGGAUGCCAUGAAGUGGUUUCAAGUGAAAUAUGAAGGUGUCAUCCUUAACAAGGCCCAAACUAUUGGGGCUUAGAAGUGGUUGGUUAUUUUAAGUUUUUGCGAGUUCUGUUUUGGCAGGAUAAUUUUUAUGUUCUUGGAGUUGUAAACUUUUUUUCUGAAGAUUUUUGAAUUGGUAGAAUCUGGAAUACUAAUUCUGUUUCAUUGUUUUAA
This is a messenger RNA of Hevea brasiliensis (rubber tree), 951 nucleotides long. Its product is annotated as 60S ribosomal protein L11. Bases 266 to 814 code for a protein of 182 amino acids. The record is from RefSeq and is a predicted model, not a curated record. The transcript has 5 exons. Gene Ontology annotation, biological process: translation. Gene Ontology annotation, molecular function: structural constituent of ribosome; RNA binding. NCBI's taxonomy places the organism in Eukaryota, Viridiplantae, Streptophyta, Magnoliopsida, Malpighiales, Euphorbiaceae. Gene Ontology annotation, cellular component: cytosolic large ribosomal subunit; ribosome.